Adineta steineri is the source of this 1854-nucleotide messenger RNA. The record is from the annotation of a GenBank genome assembly. NCBI's taxonomy places the organism in Eukaryota, Metazoa, Rotifera, Eurotatoria, Adinetida, Adinetidae.
AUGGUUAAUAAUAUGAAAUUAGAAGAUAUAUCAAAUGAACUUUUCUUAUGUAUUUGGGAUCAACUAUCAAUGGCGGAUACUAUUUAUAGUUUUUCUAACCUUACCACAAGAAUUGAUUGUAUGUUAUUAAAAUUUUGUUGCCUUUACAAUAAAUUAGAUUUACGUUAUUGUUCAUUGUCAAUAUUUCGUUAUUUUUCUCAUCAAAUAAUAAUGAAAGAUGAAUGGCGUUUGAAUUUAACCGUUUUAAAAAUAGGUAAUUCAUAUCGAUGUUCUCAAGUGAUUUCAUUAGCUGAUGAAGUGAUACAGUUUUUUAUGAAAAAUUAUUUGAUAAGAAAAGAUAAUCAGAACAAUAAUUCAUCAGAUUUACUCCAUAUGAUAAAUUUACUGAAGAAGAAAAAUGUGGAACCAAUAUUUCCUCAAUUAAAUACAUUAAUUGUUUAUCAGAGUAUAACAAUGAAUGAGAAUUGUCGAGAUAUAUUUCUAUAUGGUAUUGCUUGUGGAUCAACUUUACGUACAUUAAAUUGGAGAGCUUGUUCCUAUCAAACUCAUCAUUCGGAAUCAUUUUUUGAUUGGUUAUUUCAAUGUUCAACUAAUUUACAUAAAUAUCAACUCUUAAAUACAUUAGGUGAAAGUGGUUUUGAACUUUCGUAUCAGCAUACAUUGAUUAAUAGUUAUCAAUUUCAUCCAUCACUUAUUUUUCUUAAAAUUAAUAUUUUGAAUUUAUCAACUCUAUUUGUGUUACUUCAUUAUCUUCCAAAACUUGAAUGGCUCGAUGUUCAUAUUAGCAAUCCUAUUGAAGUAGAAAAUGAUUUUAAUGCACAUUUGUCAAAAACUAUGGAUUAUCCGAUUAAACUUCAUACUCUUACGUUCAGAGCAUUGAAUAUACAAGGACGAGGUUGUUAUGAAUUAGAAAACCUUCUAUUAAAAUUUAUUCAAUCACUUGAAUCUUUAUCCAUAUCCAUGUAUCAUCGAUGUGAUAAUGAACCUGAUCUAAAUUAUAAUGGUUAUUCUCUAAGUAUUCUUUGUCAAAAAUUCCUACAUCUUCGAUCAUUUCAUUUUGCUCUUCAAAUACAAAUGUUCGAAAAAGCUGAUGAAAAUAUCAUUAAUAACUUUGUAAACACAUUUUCUACACCUUUUUGGCUCAAUGGACCUUUUGGAUGUAAACGAAUAUGCGUGGAUUUCGAACAAAUCUAUGGUUGGAUACAAAUGUUUUCUCUUCCAUUUACUUUCAACGAUACUACUUUAUUUCGUUCGACUGAUUUAACAAAUAUACAAUUUAAUACUGAUUUAGAAGAAAAUCAAACAUCAAAACAUUUAUCUCAAAAACUUGAAACUCUUUGGUUUGGAAUGAGUCGAUUGUUUUUACCAUUUGAUAAAAAUCAAAUAUUAUCAUCGGUAUUUGUUCAAGCUUUACGAUGUCCAUCUAGUCAAGGGAAAACAUUAGUAUUAUCACAAAAGAGAGGAAUUAUGUCAGAAAAUAUAGUAAAUCAAAUUCAAUUAACACACUUUAAUAUGCUCGAAUUAGUCGAUUCAAUUGAUACAAAUAUUAAUUAUAAUCUUCAAGAUCGUUUUCCUCAAUUAAGAUGUUUACGUUUAAGGAGCUGCAAAAAUAUUGCAUCAUCAUGGGAAAAUAUCGAUCAAUGGAUUAGUUUUAUUCUUACUCAUAUUAAUGAACAUCAAUUAACAUGUGUACGUUUCGAUUUUAUUGAGCAAGAAAAGAAAACAACUGAAAUGAAUAUAUUAGAUGAUUUUUCUCGAAAACUAUUUACAUCUUUUGCACCAUCAACAACAAAUCCUAAUGCUCGAGCUGUUGAAGUUGUGGAAGGUGGUCCCCCUUGUAAACCUGUACGAUAA